Suillus subaureus is the source of this 1079-nucleotide messenger RNA. Its product is annotated as nuclear movement protein nudC. Bases 1 to 579 code for a protein of 192 amino acids. Gene Ontology annotation, biological process: protein folding. Gene Ontology annotation, cellular component: cytoplasm. The record is from RefSeq and is a predicted model, not a curated record. NCBI's taxonomy places the organism in Eukaryota, Fungi, Basidiomycota, Agaricomycetes, Boletales, Suillaceae. The transcript has 7 exons.
AUGUCUUCAGACAACGACUACGACAAGCUCACGAAGGAAGAAAGAGAGGCGCGCGACAAGGUCGAUAGGGAGCGUGAGGCGGCCGAACAGGCUGCUCUCCCAUACAGAUGGAAGCAAGAGUUGGGCGAAGUCGAUAUCACUGUUCCUGUUCCGAAAGGGACACGAGCCAGAGACUUAGUCGUUGUCAUUCAAAAGAAGAAACUUAGCGUAGGUCUCAAGGGUCAGGAAAAAAUCAUGGAAGGCGAACUCUGCAAGGAGAUCAAACUCGAGGACAGUACAUGGACACUCGAGGAUCAGCAGUCUCUUCUUAUCCAUCUAGAGAAGCUGAAUCAACAGCAGUGGUGGGACAAUAUCCUCACACAUCACCCUAAGAUCGACACUCGCAAGAUCCAACCAGAGAACAGUAAGCUCAGCGACCUUGAUGGAGAAACUAGGGGCAUGGUCGAAAAGAUGAUGUUUGACAAUCAACAGAAGCAAAUGGGAAAACCUACCUCAGACGAGCUGAAGAAGAUGGAUGCAUUAAAGAAAUUCCAAGCUGCACAUCCUGAACUCGACUUCUCGAAUGCCAAGAUCUCAUAAAUAUCACCUAUUGUGACGAGUGUUAGGUUUCAUAUUGCAUCUGCCAUGUACAACAGGAAAUUCCACAGCGUGUGAAUAACAUGAGAUUUAUCUUAGCGCUUCUCUCCAAAUGCAAACCCUACGUUUCCCAAGCGUGACCAGUAACUGUCCUCCAAAGCCGAGCACACAAGCCUGCACGCCUCCCUGCGCACCAGGAACUAGAACUUCCCACUUCUGCGGUUCGGGUGAUAUCCCGAAGAAUUUUGUAAUUGGUUGAUCUUCCUCUUCCUCUUCAUCAUCCAGACGUACAUUUUGGAAUUCAGAUUCAAUGUCACGUUCCGGCGGGUCACGCUCAGGCGGGUCUGGCGCUAUCACGCGGGGGUGGAAGUUUGCGAGGUUAUACAAACGAACGCUGUCAGGAAGAGACAGUGCAAGUAUGUAGUCGCCUGUAAACGUCUGGGUGAUAUGAAUGUGUCGAGUCUGUUGGGGCAACGAGGACGUCGAGAUGAGCGUAAAUGAUG